Molecule: messenger RNA, 1659 nt
Organism: Suillus subalutaceus
Lineage: Eukaryota; Fungi; Basidiomycota; Agaricomycetes; Boletales; Suillaceae
Exons: 2
Coding region: 83-1168 (361 amino acids)
Cellular component (GO): nucleus
Source: RefSeq, a predicted model, not a curated record
CUCCUGCUUAACUUUAGUAUCUGACUCGAUUGAACACUCUACGACUUCGCAAUAAAAUAUUUGCGCAGUAUCAAAUUCUCUAAUGGCAGCAGACUCACAAGUUGAUGAUUUCUAUUCUUCCUUCGAGCCCUAUGGUUCUGAAUUCACAAAGCAAGGUGGUGGCCUUGACUUUACUUCAUUUCACUCGCCUUCAGACAUCCUCGCACCCCAUCCCGAUCUAUUCGAAUUAGAACUGGAUUCAAGCCUUGCGGCUUUCAACGAAGUCCAGCUGCAGCUCCUCACCGUAGACUCCAACGACGCUUACUCCUUUUUGAGAUCCGAUACUCCAACGUGUGGUCCUCCUUCCACGAUCACCGUUUCUUCCGAGUCUGCAUACGACACUCUUUCCACCCACUCAGAGUCCCUCUAUAACUACCCGGAUUCUCCUUCCUUUUCUGCCAAUUGCUCCUUUCCUCUAGACUUAGAGAUGGAUUUCCAGCGUGUUCGCGUCGGUGGUAGCGCUUGCUCCGACUAUGGUAUUAAUUCCGCUGCGCAGUCCAACAAUAAUUCUCUUCCCAUGACUGUCGACCCCAGCACUUUUGGGGCCUUGCCCCUCAGCCCCCGCAGUCCUUCUGUGACUGCGCCUGCUGCAGACAAUUCCUAUAAGCGCACAAGCUUCUCAGACUAUGGUGGCGCAACUCGCAUUCCUGCGGUACCAAAGUCCUCAACCGCAGAGUAUUUCCUCAACUAUAUUUCCAGCAGUGACCCCGCUGUCGCGCCAUCCAACAUGUCGCAACUAUCCGCAUCAUCUUCCCCUCCACCUCUUGCAAGGUCACUUAGGGGUGUCGACGAUCAGUCCAAAGACGAUCCUCGUAAAAGGUACCAAUGCCCUUCAUGCCCCCGAGCAUUUGCACGGGCUUACAACUUGAAGACGCACAUGGCAACCCAUGACCCAAAUCGUCUCAAACCCCAUGUGUGCCCUCACCGCUCGUGUGGGCGGUCUUUUAGCCGCAAACAUGAUCUUGGCCGUCACUUGGUCAGCAUUCAUCGUGAUGAGUCCGUGGCUUCCACGCCGUCCGCGGCAAUCAAGUCUAUAGGUGUCGACAGCGGUCACAGGAGUUGGUGUGAGAGCUGCGGCAAAGGAACAGUCGGUGCCUCGACCCAGUGCUUGUGCGCCGACAUCAAAUAGUUGCAGAUUCUGUUGUCCUGUUUAACACUAUGCGUGCGUAUUGUUUUGAAUUGCGCUUCCUGUAUUGAUCCACGCGCUGUUCAUAGCAUGGGCGAGUAUUUUUCGCCACUCGCUUCGUCGUAGUCGAUGGUCGAUUCGUCCACUGCGCGCUUCUGAAGACGUAUCAUUCCGCUAUCUACGCUAUUUCCGUUCCUGACGUGUUGCGUAUCGUACCGCUCAGCCAUAGUUGCUGAGCCCAGUGACGAACGUGAUCUCGGGCUGCCUCCCUCAUUUAUGCUUACCUUCGUCCACUACGGACCGGUAAUAUUAUAUUUCGUUCGGAUACUUUAUUUGUGUUAACUCCUAUAUGACGAUGCUUUGAUUUUCCGUAACGUAAACAAACGAUCACUUCUUAAAACCACUUCCUUAUAUCUUGGAAGACCUUCGUUAUUUAUGUACCCAGUGCAGCAGAAAAAUACUACCAUUUAUGCAUUUGUGAGUGUGUCAGAACU